GUUUUGAGGGAUCACCCACAAACUCCACAAGUGUCACAAGUCAUAACUCGUUAGAGAGAGUUUGUGUGUGUUUUUGUGUGUCACCUUGGUGCAUACAACACAAGAUGGAGGACCAAAAUGGUAGUGGUAAGUUGAGCCAAGGGCUUCGCAAGGUGAAGCCUUACCUUGCUAUAUUGUCCCUUCAGUUUGGCUACUCAGGGAUGUAUAUCAUCACUAUGGUUUCUUUCAAGCAUGGCAUGAGUCAUUGGAUACUCUCAGUGUACCGUCAUGUAGUUGCUGCUAUUAUAAUAGUCCCUUUUGCACUUGUCCUUGAAAGAAAAAUAAGACCAAAGAUGACUCUUCCCAUCUUCCUGAGGAUAGUGGCACUUGGUUUCCUUGAGCCAGUGCUAGAUCAGAACUUGUACAACAUGGGGAUGAAGAUGACCUCAACAACGUUUGCAUCUGCCACUGUUAAUGUCCUCCCGGCCAUUACUUUUGUAAUGGCACUCAUUUUCAGGCUAGAGAAGGUGAACUUGAGAAAAUUUCACAGUGUAGCCAAAGUCAUUGGAACCCUUAUAACAGUUUCAGGAGCUAUGGUUAUGACUCUGUACAAAGGCCCUGCCUUCCAAAUCAUAAAGGGUGGAGGAGCCAUCAGCAACCAUAGCAACUCUAGCAGUACUAGUACCACCGAACCCUCUGACCAGCACUGGAUAGUUGGAACUGUUUAUCUCAUAUCAAGUUGUGCUAGUUGGGCUGGCUUCUUCAUUUUGCAAUCAUUCACUUUGAAGAAGUACCCGGCAGAGCUCUCACUGACAGCUUGGAUUUGUGUGAUGGGUAUUAUUGAGGGUUCAAUCGCAUCCCUUAUAUUUGAACGAGACUUCAGUGUAUGGGCCAUAGGCUGGGACUCAAGACUUCUUGCUUGUGUUUACUCUGGGGUGAUUUGUUCUGGAAUGGCAUACUAUGUACAAGGGGUUGUAACCAGGGAACGUGGACCAGUGUUUGUGACUUCUUUCAGCCCUCUAUGUAUGAUUAUCACCGCAGCAUUGGGUUCCCUUGUCUUAGCCGAACAAGUUCAUCUAGGAAGUAUAUUUGGGGCCAUUCUCAUUGUGUGCGGACUUUACACUGUGGUGUGGGGCAAAAGCAAAGACCGUAAGAGCACAACAGAAAUAGAGAAAGGCGAAAGCCAAGAAUUGCCAAUAAAGAACGGUACAAAAUCAGCGUCAGACAUAUUUGAUGGCAUUGAAAUCAAUGUUCCUGCUGAGGUGUUGAAGAAAGGAGGAGGGAAAAAUGUCCCACCAGCAACAACAACAACAACAACAUCAUGAAGGUCCUUUUAUAGGACUAGCACUAUAAAUUUUCCUAUUAGCUUAAGCUAGAUUGAGGUCAAGAAAGAUUUUGUGCAAUGUGAAAAUCUUUAUCUACCUCACUAGCUUCAUUUUCAUUGCGCCUUUCUUGUUUUCCUUUAACUUUAUUCCGUGUUUGAGAAAGUAUAAUGUCACUCAAUCAAAUAAUGCAAUAAUUAAUGCCAUUGUCUCUGUUUUUUGUA
Molecule: messenger RNA, 1525 nt
Organism: Glycine soja
Lineage: Eukaryota; Viridiplantae; Streptophyta; Magnoliopsida; Fabales; Fabaceae
Product: WAT1-related protein At4g08300-like
Exons: 7
Coding region: 105-1304 (399 amino acids)
Cellular component (GO): plasma membrane
Molecular function (GO): transmembrane transporter activity
Source: RefSeq, a predicted model, not a curated record